Messenger RNA from Effrenium voratum, 5160 nucleotides. The record is from the annotation of a GenBank genome assembly. NCBI's taxonomy places the organism in Eukaryota, Dinophyceae, Suessiales, Symbiodiniaceae.
AUGGAGGUGGAGUUGGGAGCACGACACCGGGGCAAACUCUAUGUGCUGACUGACAACGCCUGGGAGGAUAAGGGCACCGGCUUGGUAUCCGUCAUCGAGGGGAGGCUCAUCGUGCGCGAUGAGACAAGCGAGGCGUCUUUGUAUGACCGGUCGGUGUCAGCAAGUCGACUUCAGGGGGAGGGCGUCUCCAAAUCCAUCGUGGUGUGGGAAGAUCCCGAGCUUCAAGACUGUGCCCUCAGCUUCCAGGACCCCGACAGCGCCCAGCAGAUCUUUGCAGAACUCUGCCUGGGGCGGCGAGAAGGCACGGACGGGGGCAAGGUGAAACAGGACCGGCCAGAAGAGGAAGAGGAAGGCGAGGACCUUUUCGGGGACACCAUGCUGGACGACUACCGUGAGGACCCAGGCCUGGACACCUACGACCCUGAGCUCAUCGACGACGCCCCCCACGAGCCCCUGACCAUCCAAGCACGCCUGGCCGCGGAAAGGGAGCUGGCUGCCAGGGACCGCCAGGAGGGCCGGGUCCCGGCGCUGUCCCCAGACUCCCCGGCGCGCCCCGGGGCGCGGAAUGUGCCCAGCACCCCGGCCUUCCAAAAGAGAAUGGCGGAGCAGCUUCAAGCAAGUCCCAGCAGCGCCGCCGGCUCCAGCGAGUUUGACGACGCCACCAGCAGCAAGAAGAAGCGCCGGCGCGUGGACUUCACUGCGGAGGAUGAGGAGGACGAGGAGGUUCCGGAGGCGCACUACGAUCUGAACCACGAGCGCCUCUCCCAGGGCACGGACAUCGAGAAGCGGCAGGUAGAGAAGAUCAGGCUGUGCUUCCAGCAGUUCCUCAUGAAGUUUAUGGCCGAGGGCCAGGAUAUCCCCAAGUACCCGGACCUGUUGCGGAAGAUGGCGGAGGAGCAUCAGGCGCACCUGGAGGUUAGCUACAUGGACGUGCAAACCUGGAGCGGCCAGCUGGCCAUGUGGAUCUCCGACUUCCCCCAGCACAUCCUACCCAUUAUAAACGAGACCUUGAUGCUGGUGGCAGCGCAGCGCUUUAAGACCUACGCCAAGCUGGCGGAGGCAGGGGAGAACGAGCUCCGUGUGGCAGUCCACUCCUUCCCGGUGAAGGACCCCAUCCGGGACCUCUGCACCCGGCACAUCAACAAGCUGGUGGAUGUAACGGGUGUCGUCACCAAGCGCUCGACCGUGCACAACCAGGUGAAGCGGCUCUGGGUGCGCUGCGCGAAGUGCAACUUCCCCUCCGGGCCCUUCGACGUGGCGGAGGACAAGGAUCUCCGACCUUCCAGGUGUGUGGAAUGCCAGUCCCGGGGCCCCUGGCGAGUGGACCGGCAGAAGACGCUCUACCAGAACCACCAGACCAUCUCCUUGCAGGAGAGCCCCAGCUCCGUCGAUGCUGGCAAGAUGCCGCGCUCUCGCGAAGUGGUGUUGACCGGGGAUCUGGUGGACACGGUCCGACCAGGGGACGAGCUGAACCUCACGGGGAUCUACCGAUGCUUGCACGACGCCGCCACCAAUGCGAGAACCUGCUUCCCCGUGUACCGCACGGACAUCCAGGCGGUGCACAUCUCGCGAAAGGGCGACUUGAAGCUGAUCCAGAUCAGUGACGACCAGCAGCAGCAGAUCUUAGACCUGGCAAAGCAUCCACAGAUCCGGGAGCGGAUCAUUGGCUCCAUGGCCCCCUCCAUCUACGGCAUGUGGCACGUCAAGACGGCCAUCGCGCUGAGCAUCAUGAGCGGUCAGCCCAAGGUGGCCGCAGGCAAGCACCGCAUCCGCGGAGACAUCAACACCUUGAUCGUGGGGGACCCCGGGCUCGCCAAGAGCCAGUUCUUGAAGUACGUAGAGCAGACCUUCCCCCGUGCCGUGUAUACCACUGGCAAGGGUGCCAGUGCUGUUGGACUGACGGCUGCAGUGACUCGCGAUGAGAACGGCCACUUCUGCCUUGAGGGUGGGGCCAUGGUUCUCGCUGAUGAUGGCAUUUGCCUCAUUGAUGAGUUCGACAAGAUGAAUGACCAGGACCGCACCUCCUUGCACGAGGCCAUGGAGCAGCAGAGCAUCUCCAUCAGUAAGGCCGGCAUCGUGGCCACGCUGCAGGCGCGCUGCGCGGUGGUGGCGGUGGCCAACCCCCUCGAAGGGCGCUACGACCCCCAGAGGACCUUCUCGCAGAAUGUGAACUUGUCGGAUCCCAUCUUGAGCCGCUUCGACAUCAUGUGCGUGCUCCGCGAUGAGUCAGACCCAGUCCAGGACGAGAUGCUGGCGGAUCACGUGGUUUGCAGCCACAUCCGCUCGCAUGUGAAGGCCACGGCGGAGGAGAAGAGUUUGAAGCCCAAGAACCAGCAGAAGUCGUCGCACUUGCAGCCAAUCCCCCAGGACUUGCUCAAGAAGUACAUCGUGUAUGCCCGGCAGCGAGUCUUCCCCAAGAUGACGGACGUGGACUCCGAGAAGUUGGCCAGCUUCUACUCGGAGAUGCGGGCGGAGGCCUUCCGAACCGGGGGCGCCCCCAUGACGGCGAGGCACAUGGACUCCUUGGUGCGGCUGGCGGAGGCCAACGCGCGCCUGGAGCUGCGCCAGCACGUGAGCACCCGGGACAUCGACUGCGCCAUCGCCGUGAUGCUGGAGUCGUUCAUCCAGAGCCAGAAGCACCAGGUGGCGGAGGAGCUCCGAAAGAAGUUCCGCAGGUACUUGGCCCACGGGCCCAUGGCGGAGCAGUUUAUGGCGCUGAUGGAGAAGCUCUUCAAGGAGAAGGCCAUUGAAAUGCAGCUGAGCCGCCCGGGCAGGGACGUGGCUGCCGAAGAGGUCUUCAUUGAGAUGUCGGAGGUGCUGCGGGAGAUCGAGAACGCGGAUCUCAGCUUGCAGGACGCCACAAGCUUCAUGCAGACCCCCCGGUUCCUGCAGAACUUCCGCCUGGACGGCGGCUCGACAUGUUGUGCCAAGCGAGCGCUGCCGUGCCCUGAGGUGGAAAACCUUCCAGAGCUGGCUAAGAGCUUGGGCUUCGUGCCCCCGGGCUUCCGGGAGCAGAUCGCCAAGGAGUGCCUGGAGCCCCACUUCGUGGCCGCCCUGCGCCAGGCCUUUCACACAGCAGAAGACAGUGGCAAUGAGCAAGAUUUGGUGUUGCUCUGGCGCAUUGCCAAGGGAGUCUUCAUGCUGGCGAACCAGGCCCUGACGCAGCGGUACCUGAGGCACGACAUGUUCGAGGACACCAUGGGCAUGCUUGAGUACGACGAGGGUGUGUCGGCUGAGAAGCGGGUUUGCCACCGACAGAUCCUGAAGGUCGCCGUGCGAUUCAAGCAGGUCCUGGCAUUCCAAGACGCUGAGAUGUUGGAAAGAAUUCACUUGAACUACCGCUUGCAGUAUUUGAAGGAUCACGUGUUGGCGCGGGCCUUGGACGAUGCCGCCUUCGCGUCCUUGUCGCAGCUCGUGAUGAUGAACAACACCAUCCUUUUGAAUCACCUGCAGAAGAGUGAUGCCCUCGUGAGGCAGCUCUUCGAUGGUCUCAGGCAGAAGGACCUGCAAAGCUUGCUCUUCUUGCAGGAUGCCUGCCGCCUGGCCAAGACCAUGCCACCAGGUGAGCGCAAGUUGCUUUACGACAAGAUGGUGCAGCAUGGCCUGUUUUGCGUGCUGCUGCAGUUUUUGACCGAGGACAUGCCUGAAAGCAAAAGCUCUGAGGGCCCAGUUCCUCGACAUUUGGCAAUGGAGGUCUUGGUCCAGUCAACGCUGAGCGAUGCUGGACACCUGCGACGAUUCCUGCUGAAUGGCGAAGCCACAGCAGAAGGCCAAGACGGGUCUGAGCUUCUGGGGAACCUCAUUUGCUUGCUCUUGGCAGACCCCGACCACGGCGUUCAGAGCCAGGUCGCGGACAUCCUCCAGAUGGUCAUGGACGCGAGCCAAGUCGCUGCAAAGAGCCGUGCCACAUUUUUGGACGCCUUGUAUGGGAACGGCGUGCUGGACUUCAUUGCAAAGCCAUUGAUCGACAUUGCCAACAAAACAGAUGGGAAUCCCAAUUUGAGCCAAUCCGGCUGUUAUGCCAUGCAGGUGAUCUGCGAGUUGCUGGCCUUUGCCGUGGCGAAUCACGGCCGACGGCCAGAGGCUCUCAUGAAGAACAACAGCUUGGCCUACAAGGCCGUGGCCGUGGCGGCCGCCUCGCCCCACCGGUACCUGCAGCUUGCCCCGCUGCGCCUGGUGAAGGCCAUGGUGAAAGCGCAGGACCACAUGUAUCUUUUCCACAUGGUUGAGACCGGUGUAUUUGGCCUAAUUUUUGACAUGGUGGAGCAGAGCUUGCGCCCGCCGUGCCUCGGGGGUGGCUUGCUGGCCUCUGCUCUGGCAGAGUUGUUGGAGCUGAUCCGAUUGCAGAACGCCAAGCCGCUGGUCACCGAUCUUUGCACGAAAUACGAAGGUACCCUACGCUUACUGGCUCCAAAGGUGAAGGUAGCGGGGGCCUUGCUUGCCCGCCACGAGUGCAAUCUCCAGGAUGCCCGGCAAAAGGCCAAGGCGCCUCUCCGGCGUGCAAGCCAGUUCAUCGAUGCGACCGCAGAUGGAGAAGUCCAGGGCAUGUGCGUGCAGGCGGAGAAGGUACCGGAGGCAGGCGACGAGGUGAAGGACAGCAGCCCGCAGGACUUCUCCCAGAUCUUCGGCGCUGAAGUGGACAGCGACGACUCCAGUGACUCGGACAGCGAGGAGGAGGAGGAGGAAGAGCAGGCAGAAGAGGAGGAGGAAGAGGAUAGCAGUGAUGAUGAAGAAGCUGAUGCCGAGGUUGUCUCUGUCGCAACCGAGGCUACCGAAACAAGUGCUUCGACGGCACAGGCCGGUACAGCAGAGGAGGUAGUGCCAACUCCGACUCCAGCAAACGAGGCUGGCUGCCCGGAGGUGAUCACGGCCGACUUGGAAGAGGGCCAUUGCCCUGCCUGUGGCAGCGCGUACACGCCGCAAGCGCUCUUCUGCAGCCAGUGUGGCCGCAAGCGCGGCCAGGAGGCGAAGCCAGGCCCAAAGCCCAAGGCCUGCAGAGUGCGCAGGACUUUUAUUGCAGCUUCAACAGCAGCAAGAUUGGCAAGAGCGAAUCGUGGGGCUUCACCGCAGAAGCCCAAGGAGGAACUCAAGACUCAGCUCGGGCCUUUGAGUCACGCGCCAAAGAGAGCGCGCAUGGAGCCGGCGCCAACACCCGCGUGA